AUGUCCACCGUCUCCUGGCCGAGCCUGCCCUCCGUGACAAGUAUGAGGAGUUCCUCCUGCGACGGCUGCUGGUGGCCGACCCUGGCACCCGCUGGUGCCCCGCGCCUGACUGCAGCCGAGGCUGAGGACAUCAAGGUCUGUCCCCGCUGCAGUGCCUUCAUCAUGAAGAUCAAUGACGGGAGCUGCAACCGCAUGAACUGCACUGUUUGUGGCUGCCUCUUCUGCUGGCUCUGCCUGCAGGAGAUCUCUGAUGUGCACUUCCUGAGCCCCUCUGGCUGCACCUUCUGGGGGAAGAGGCCUUGGUCACGGACCCGGAAGAUCCUGUGGCAGCUGGGCAUGGUGCUGGGGGCGCCUAUGGUGAUCUCCCUCGUCGCGGGCAUCGCUGUCCCUGUCAUUACCAUUGGGAUCCCCAUCUACAUGGGCAGGAAGGUGCUGGGCCAGAGCCGGAGGAGCAGCCUGUCGGGGUGCCAGCAGUGCCUCUCUGUCCCCAGCAGCGUCCUCCUCUCUCUUUUUGUGUGCCCCAUCCUAACAGCUGGGAGUCGGUGUGCCCCUGAUGCUCACCUACGUCUACGGGGUGGUGGUGCUGUCGCUAUGUCGGAGCCGCUGGGGGUGCGGGGGUGGCCGCAGCCAGCCUGGGGAUCUCGGCGUGGUGGAGCUGGAGAACCUGACCAAGCUGAAUGAGCUGUGGUCAGUGCUGCCGAGCCCCAGGGGGGGUGAGGACGGAGUCCCAGACACAACCACCUCCUUCCCCAGCAGCAGCCGUAGCCCGCGCCAUGGAGCAGUAUGGAAGGAGCAGGACAGCCAGUCAGCCAGCACGGUGGCCCUGGCG
Molecule: messenger RNA, 829 nt
Organism: Balearica regulorum gibbericeps (East African grey crowned-crane)
Lineage: Eukaryota; Metazoa; Chordata; Aves; Gruiformes; Gruidae
Source: RefSeq, a predicted model, not a curated record